Cladophialophora immunda is the source of this 2497-nucleotide messenger RNA. RefSeq lists its product as uncharacterized. The transcript is spliced from 3 exons. Gene Ontology annotation, cellular component: membrane. Gene Ontology annotation, molecular function: secondary active sulfate transmembrane transporter activity. Lineage: Eukaryota; Fungi; Ascomycota; Eurotiomycetes; Chaetothyriales; Herpotrichiellaceae. The coding region runs from base 1 to 2448 and encodes 815 amino acids. The record is from RefSeq and is a predicted model, not a curated record. Gene Ontology annotation, biological process: transmembrane transport.
AUGAAGUUGUAUCAUCGGUUGCAGAGGCUUUCGCAGUCUUUUCUGGUUGACAAGUCUCAGCAAAGUGCCCGGGACUCUCUGGGAGAACUUGCAGAAAAGACGAAAAACACCAUCCCCGACAUCUAUCUCGAGCAUGAACCAUCCGUAUCUGAAUGGCUUACCUCGCUCGUGCCGACCAAAGAAGGCACCUACCAAUACCUCCACAGCCUCUUCCCUUCCAUCGGCUGGGUUCCUCGCUACAACUGGCGAUGGCUGUUGGCAGAUUCCAUAGCAGGACUUACUGUCGGUCUGGUGGUUGUGCCUCAGGCCAUGGCGUACGCUCUGCUGGCCACUUUAAGUCCAGACUUUGGCCUCUACACGUCGUUCGCUGGGGCUGCCACCUACUGGUUGUUUGGCACUUCCAAGGACAUCGUCAUUGGUACAACCGCUGUCGGUUCACUCCUGGUCGGCAACGUGAUUACUAGCAUACAAGACUCACACCCAGGGCUCUACACCAACGUCGAGAUCGCGAAAACGCUCUCCUUCAUAACUGGCGCGAUGCUCCUGGCAAUCGGUCUCCUGCGACUCGGGUGGAUCGUCGAAGUCAUACCGUACAUCCCCAUCUCUGCAUUCAUCACAGCGGCCAGCAUAACGAUCAUGUCGACCCAGUUCCCUGUCAUGAUGGGCAUCCCUGGGAUCAACACGCGAGAAGAGCCGUACAAGGUGAUUAUAAACUCGCUGCGAAAUCUGGGCAACACUCAACUUGACGCCGCGAUCGGCAUCUCCUGUCUGAUACUGUUGGACCUGAUAAAGAGAAUCUGCGCGAAAAUGGAGGUCCGUCAGCCGUCACGCAAACGCGUGUGGGCAACAAUUUCGUGCCUGCGGCUGUCGUUUGCGAUGCUCUUCUACACCUUCGUUAGCUGGCUGGUGCAUCGUGAUAUGCCAAAGGGUGAGAGUAAGUUUCGGAUCGUCGGGGUGAUACAGUCGGGUUUCAAACACUCAGGAGUCCCAAGGUUCGACGCCGAACUAGUCCGCCUUGUUAUUCCGCAGACCCCCAUCAUGAUGGUCAUCCUGGUGAUCGAGCACAUUGCCAUCGCGAAGAAUUUUGGCAAACAGUUCGGCUACCAGGUGAUCCCAUCCCAGGAGAUCAUGGCGCAGGGCACGGCUAACCUAUUGGGCCCCUUUCUGGGCGGGUAUGCCUGCACGGGAUCCUUCGGUGCCUCUGCUGUUCUUGCCAAAGCCGGCGUCAAGACUCCGCUGGCCGGCCUUUUCAGCGCCCUCAUUCUCCUGCUGGCCUUGUACGCUCUGACCGCAGUCUUUUACUACAUACCCCGAGCGGCGCUCGCUGGCCUGAUCAUCCACGCCGUGUUGAACCUGGUGGCGUCUCCGAAGACGUGCUAUAGAUACUGGCGGAUCUCGCCCUUUGAGUUUCUGAUCUGGGUCGUCGGAGUGGUCGUCGCCAUCUUCACCGGGCUGGAGACAUCCAUCUAUACGACCAUCGGCCUGUCUUUGUUCCUCCUGCUCGUGCGAAUCGCUCGCACGAAUGGCCAAUUCCUCGGGCGUGUACCGAUCUGGCAGGUCGCGGUUGAUCUCGGCGCCGAUGCUGAUCCGCAAAACGAGAGUCCUCGUCAGACCCAGUCCGAGAUAGAAGUUCGAGACGCCUACAUUCCCAUGGACCGGAAGGACGCCUCCAAUCCCGAGGUGAUAGUCCAGUCCCCUUAUCCCGGCGUGUUUGUCUACCGCUUCCCAGAGGGCUUCAACUACCUCAACAAAACACUGCAACUGAACAAGCUGACCUCCUACAUCCUGACGCACACCCGGCGCACGACGAAGCAGGACGACGUCAAAUCGCACCAGCUGCUGUGGUGUGAAUCCAGAGCAUCGCAGACCGCCACGGACACCAGCCUACCGGUCCUGCGGGCCAUCGUGCUGGACUGCUCGUCGGUGAACAACAUCGACAUCACGGGGGUGCAGGGGCUGAUUGACGCGAGGAACGCGCUGGACCGCCACGCCGCCCCGGCCCUGGUCGACUGGCACUUCGCCGCGCUGUGGAACCGCUGGUCCCGCCGCGCGCUGGCCACGGCCGGAUUCGGCUAUCCCGCACAGCGGAACCAGUUCGCCCUGGGGAACUGGACGCCCGUGUACUCGCUCACGAGCUCCUUCGCGGGCGCCGUCCCCGAGGACGCCUGCGCCGAGGCCCGGCGCAGGGAGCAAGUGGCCAAGACGGACUGUGAGAGUAAAGUCGUCGAAAGAGUGAGGACGGAUGAUGACGACGAAGACGAGGGUCGUGUCGAGGAGAUUCGAAGGUGUGUGAAGCAGCGGCAGAUCCCAUCGCUGGAGAAUACCGGCCCCCAUCCCAAGGCGGUGGCGCCGCUCAGGCCCGUCUUUGGACUCGACCGGCCGUUCUUCCACAUUGAUCUGGGACAGGCUGUGUCAGCAGCAGUGCGAUGCGCAAGAAUGAGUGAUUGACGACAUGACGCUAGCGAUGAAGAGGGUAAGGAGUUCGUCGUGAUUCCUG